Molecule: messenger RNA, 3945 nt
Organism: Paramecium tetraurelia
Lineage: Eukaryota; Ciliophora; Oligohymenophorea; Peniculida; Parameciidae
Exons: 1
Source: RefSeq, a predicted model, not a curated record
AUGUCUUACGGAUGUUCCGUAUUGGCUAACAAUACAUUCUAUAUUACAGCUACGCCUGGAGAAAGAAUUGAUAUCAAGCUUGGUGACAUUUUUCGAGAUAAAAAUAAGAAAUAAUUCACUCUCUCUCCGUUAUCAGAAUUUUUCUCUAUCUCUGCUCCAUUGAGUUUAAUACAAUAAAGUCAAUAUAAUUUUUAAGAACCAAGAGAGGUGAUAGCUUAAAAAUUAUAUAAAAGUUCAGGAUAUCUAGAUAUAACAAAUUAAAUAACUAUUUUGAGCAAAGCACAAAAUAAGUAUUUUAUAGAAUAUAAUUCUGUAAUGUUUGAAAACACACCAGAAAUUGAUGUCGUUUAAUAAGUAAAUCUUAAAGACGCUUCAAUUUGUUACGAUGCACUCUAAGUAAAUUAAUUGUAUGUUAUUGAAUGUAACAAUGUGGAAGGUGAUUAUUUUGCUCUACUUAAUAAAGACUAAGUGAAAUUCAUGACAAUUAUAAAUUCUUAAAGAUAACAAAGGAAACUCGAUUAAUUAGAUAACUUAGUUUUAAGAAAUUUAUAUUAUUCAUUAGAGUUAUAUCAAUUACAGGAUAAUGAAUUAGUCUUAUUGAGUACUCUAGAUAAAGAGCAAGUUAAAAAAAUAACUAAGGAUGAGAAUAUUGAUCUUCUAAUUUUAGAUUUUAAAUUUCAUACCAACUAAUAAAUUACUAUUUUGAAUUAGAAUGGACAAUUUAUAUGUCUCAAAUACAUGAUCUAAUAAAAACAAUGGGAAUUGUAUGAAUUUUUGUAAACUCCAACAUUUCUUCCUUAUGCUUAUGAUUAUUCUUGGAAGUAUUAGUAAUUAGUCAUAAUUUCAGAAAAAGAUAUAUACCUUCGUUAGAUUUCAGCUUGGACUUAAUAAGAAGACUUGAACUUUAAACAAACUAGCAGAGUGAGUUUGUCCUAAAACAAUAUUAUUAUAUAGAAUUAAAAAUCUUUAUAAAUUUUGAAUUUGAAUUUAAAAGAGCGAUAAAGCGUUGAUAUCAAAAAUUAAGGCUUUUUGAAUUCAUAUCCAGCUGCUGAUUAAUUUUUAUUGUUUGAUCUCUAAAACUUUUAUGCGUAUACAAUAAAUCAUGAAGGCGAUUAGAUAUUGAGAUUUUAAUCGAAUUAAUUAAUUAAUGAAGAUUAAUUGCUAAACAUCUAUUAGCAUACUUCAUAUAAUUUAUGUUUAGUCUGGUGCUAUUAUAAGGUUGUUGAGAAGGCUUCCAAGGACAUUUAUUAAUAACUAACAGUUACAAAUAGUUUUUUUAAAGGUGGUUUCGUGUUAGACCAACAAUCAUAAUUGUAAUUUACUUAACCAUUCGCUGGACAAAAUAUUAAGAUAGAGUUCACUCCUAAUGAAUUUGGAACGGUUUCAUUUAGUAGAAGCAAAAAGGUUGAAAUUCUGAAUGCAGGUGAUCCAAAGGAUGUGAUUUAUCGUAAAAUUAUCCCUGAAGCUGGAUAAACAAGUUUUAUCGAAUAAGAUAAAGAUUUAAAAAUAACAGGAUAUCUGUGCAGUUUAGCAGACAAAUAAUUUUAGUGUAGGACAUUUAUAAAGACACACGAAUUUGUCAAAUUAUAGGAUUCCCCUCUUUAAACAUGGUUUGCAAAGUUUUAUACCUACUUAGCAAUAGGAAAGGAGAAAAAUGUUGAACUCUAUUGUAAUUGUAAUGAUCUAUUCCAAAUAUCUCUUCUUACAACCUUAACUUUGAAUAGUAACAUUAAGGAAAUCAAGCAAAGUCUUUCGUAUUUAUUAAUAAUGGUGGAUUAGGAAGUGCUUGUAUAUUAGAUAAUUAUUGGUAAAUAAAGGUUAGUAUUUCGUCAUUCAGCUGAAAAAAUCUUUACAUCUGCAAACUCAGAUAGAAUUUGGAUUUAUGAGAAGAAAACCUUAAAUCUCUUUGAUAUUUCGGAUAAUUCAAAGUUGCUUUGGUUUACUUCUUUAAAAGAUUAUGAAGAUGUCGAAAUUGGAGUUUCUGAGAAUCACUUUUUGUUACUUACAAAAAGAGAUACUCAAUAUCAAGCAUUUGUGUAUGACUAUCAAUCUCUCAAACAUGCAUACAUUACAAAAGAAUUAGACCUUUCAGGUUACACUCAAUUGAAGCUUUGUCUAGGCUGUAAUUCUAACUCCAAUUUUAUUUAUUUGGAGGCAUAAAAAAAUGAAGAUCGCGUAUUGCUUGUUUACAGAUUAGAUCAAAUUGCAAUAAAUUCAUAGUUCAUAGAAUAUUCUAUAUUAGCAAGCAGCUAAAUUUCCUCUAAUGAAUAAACAUUAUUUAUUACUAAUGCUAACUUUUAAAUGCUAUCAUAAUACAUUAUUUAGAAAGAUUCAUCUUCUAUUAGCAUUGAAGUAGAUAAAAAGUAUAAAUAAAUUAAGAAUUGUGAAAUAAUAAAAUUAAACGCAAAAGUCUUUAAUUCUGAAAAAACCUAAGAAAUUAAAGAGCUUCCAAUUUCAGUAAUAAAUAGAGGAAUAGAUUUAUUUGUUGUAGAAAAUGAAUUUAAUUUUAAAUAUGAGAAAGCUGGGGAAAAUGGUCAUUGUUUCGAUUUAGGAUAAUCAUGGUAUAGUGGGUAAGCUCUUGAUAUAGAUUUAAAAUAACCAAGUGGAGAUGUUCAAUUAUAAAAGACUUUGGUAAAAUAAGAAAAUUCUAUUGAAUAUAGUGAAUCUAUUAUGCAAUUUGAUGAUCAGAAUUUGAUUUAAUUGUUUAAGAAUAAGAUUGUUUUAGUUUCUAAAGCAGAUUUUAAAACUACAGAAUUCGAAUUAGAUAAUAAAUACUCAUUCAUUAACGUACUUUAUAUCCAAAAAGAUCUUAUUUAUGUCUAAGCUACCUAAAAUCAAUAGUAUCAUCUUAAAAUAAUAUAAUACAAAGACUCUAAAUUCUCAUUACUAACGGGAUCAAUUACUUUUAAUGCAUAAAUAAAAAAAGUUAGCUAGCUUAAUAAAUAUUUCUUUAUUUGGGUGGAUUUGAAAGUAUAAAUUUAUAACACAAAUGAUGAACUAUCAAAUUUACAAAAAUAUGCUUUUGUUCAAAAUAUUAGCAUUCCCCCUUAUGAUGGUUCUAUGGAAAUUUUAUAUGUCUAAAGCAAUGAUGUUUAUUAGAUCUUGUUUUUGAAUGAGAGCUGCUUAUUAUUGCUAUAGAGCUUUUAAAUAACUUAAACCUAAAACGGUCCUUACCAAUCUCUAAUAGAUAUUCGGAAUGUUUUAAGUGAGAAAUUACUCUAUGAUCCUUAAAACUAAAUUUGCAGAAAUUCAUUCUUUGCAAACAAUGAACUUGUGGUUGUUAUUUCUGGAACUCCAUCCUAUAAAUUUGGCUUGGUUACUAAAUGUUAGGAAUAGAAUAUUUGUGAUAUUAUAGAGUUAAACUUAAUAUCUGAAUAUCAGUAAUAUGGCGAUUCAGUUAUAGAUACAAAAUAUCCUAGUAGCUAUUUAAAUGAAAACAUCUUGUCUAUAAUUUAUCAAUUAGAUGAUGGUUAUGAUGUUUUGCUCUAUGAUCUUAAAAGUUAGAAUAAUAAAAUUGGACCAAAAUUGGCAAUUGCUCACUUUUUAUCUAAAUCUAAAUAAAGGCCAACGAUUUCAUUCGUUUAUAGUUCUAAUGAGUAAUUACAUUUGUUGACUUCAGUAGAUAAUGAAGUUAAAUUACAACACUAUAUAUUAAGAAGAUCUCCUUAGAUCUGUACAGAAAAAGAUUCAGUUACACAAAACGUAAUAUUUUUGUUAAAAAAUUAUUAUCAAGAAUCAACAAUUAAUGUGCUAGUGAAAAUAUCACCAAAUAUGCCCCCUAAUCCACCAGGUCCAGAUCCAGAUUCUGAUGUUAAGAAAGGAUUCCCAUUGUGGGCAACCUUAACAAUUAUUGGUUGUGUUAUUCUGUUGGGUGGAAUUGGAAUCACGAUUUGGUAUUGUAAGAAAAAGAAGGUAUCUGAUGAUUAGUAUGAAACGAUUCCAUGA